This is a messenger RNA of Octopus bimaculoides (California two-spot octopus), 2482 nucleotides long. RefSeq lists its product as uncharacterized. Gene Ontology annotation, biological process: generation of precursor metabolites and energy. The record is from RefSeq and is a predicted model, not a curated record. Lineage: Eukaryota; Metazoa; Mollusca; Cephalopoda; Octopoda; Octopodidae. Gene Ontology annotation, molecular function: fumarate hydratase activity.
UAAAUCUUAUUAUUUAGUGCUUAUCCUCCACAUGUUUCCUCUCACCACAACUCAGCAGGGAACUGCGUGAUUUGGGUUUCAAGUCGUGGACGGCCUACUUCCAGUACACACAUUAAGAAGAUGUUGUGCUGUUCCCGAUGGCUAUCACACUUUGGCCGAAGAUCUGUUGCCGCCCGCCACUUUCUACACUUAAAACGGACAUUGGCAAAAGCUGCCACUGCAAAACCCUUCAUCUUCCAAGACAUAAUGGACUUUGAAUCAAAACCAGAGAUUCCAUGGAAGAAAAUUUCAGGUGAUUAUGUAGAAACAGUCAACGUCAAUGGUAAGAAGGUGCUGCAAAUUGAUUCACAAGCACUGACUCUUUUGGCAGAGAAGGCCAUCGUGGACAUUGAACACCUACUGAGGCCAGGUCAUCUACAGCAAUUAUCAAAUAUUCUCAAGGAUCCAGAAGCUUCGAAAAACGACAAAUUUGUAGCCCUGGAGUUGCUAAAGAAUGCCAACAUUGCUGCCAAUAUGGUACUGCCAGGCUGUCAGGAUACAGGAACGGCUAUCUGUAUGGGCAAGAAAGGACAAUAUGUGUGGACAACUGGGGAACCGGAUGAACCUUGAACCUAUAGUAGAAAGGAAUAUUAUUAUUAUCAUUAUCAUUGUUGUUAUUAUUUCUUUGUAUACUUCCAGGUGGCGCCAUUAGACAUGUACAAAGAAGUCAACACUGGUACCAACCUACCUGCUCAGAUUGAAAUCUAUUCCACCAACAGCAAUCAUUAUGACUUUCUCUUCUUAGCUAAAGGUGGUGGUUCUGCCAACAAGACAUUUCUUUUCCAACAAACCAAAGCCCUCCUUAAUCCUGAAAAACUUCUCCAAUUCUUUGACGAAAAGAUUAAGACCCUUGGCACUGCUGCCUGCCCUCCGUACCAUUUAGCUGUUGUCAUUGGUGGGACAUCUGCCGAGUAUAAUCUGAAGACCGUGAAGCUGGCAUCCUGUCGGUAUUUAGAUACACUACAUACAUCAGGUAAUGAAUUUGGCCGUGCAUUUCGUGAUGUUGAACUAGAGAAAGAACUGCACAAGUUAACGCAACAGAUGGGCAUUGGGGCACAGUUUGGCGGCAAGUACUUCUGUCAUGACGUGAGGGUUAUUCGGUUACCCCGCCACGGAGCCUCCUGUCCUGUAGGCAUUGGUGUUUCUUGUUCUGCUGACAGACAAGUUAAUGCACGGAUCAACGAAGAUGGAAUCUUUCUGGAACAACUGGAAACCAACCCACACAAAUACCUACCUGAGGUCACUGAUUUAAGUUUGGGCGGAGAUGUAGUACAGAUUGACAUGAACCAACCAAUGAAGGAUAUGCUUUCAGUCCUGGAUUCUUACCCUAUCAAGACUAGACUGUCUCUCAGCGGAACGCUGAUUGUUGCCAGAGAUAUUGCUCAUGCCAAGUUAAAGGAGAGAAUUGACAGCGGAGAAGGCCUCCCCCAGUAUAUGAGAGACCAUCCUGUCUAUUAUGCAGGACCUGCCAAAACCCCUGAGGGUUACGCCAGUGGAUCUUUCGGCCCUACAACUGCUGGACGUAUGGAUUCUUAUGUCGAUCUGUUACAGUCAAAUGGCGGAAGUAUGGUGAUGUUAGCUAAAGGAAACAGAAGCAAACAGGUAACCAGAUCCUGUAAACAACAUGGUGGCUUCUACCUUGGUUCCAUUGGAGGACCAGCUGCCAUCUUGGCUGAGAACUGUAUUAAGAAAGUCGAAGUAUUAGAAUACCCAGAAUUAGGCAUGGAAGCUAUCUGGAAAGUCGAAGUAGAAAAUUUUCCUGCUUUCAUCGUUGUUGACAACAAAGGGAAUGACUUCUUCCAGAAAUGGCAAGUGGCAUAAAACAUCAGCACCAUUCCACCAAAAUCUAUUUAGAACAGUAACAGGUUUCUUUUAUAAGAAACCAAAGCUGGUACCAAGUGGCAAAAUAUCUGACAUGUGGAUUUCUAUUUCAUCUUCAGAUUCUACGACUGAUAAAAAAUGGUGAAAACAAUGAAGAAUAGUUAAUUAUAAACUGUUAAUUAUCAUUUAAUUUAUAUUUAUGAAGAAUGGUGUGUUGGUAGAAUUGUUGGAGCAGUGGACAAAAUGCCUUGUGGUAUUAAAUUAGGACUUUUUUAACUUUUGAGUUUGAAACCUGUUGAGGUUGACUUUAGCAGUGUUGAUAAAAUAAAGAACCAGUAAUCUACUGAGGGGUGCGAUUCUAAUUGAGUAUAUUCUAUCCCACACUCACACAUACAUUUGUCGGCUUUUGUUAAUUUCAACCCUUCUUUUCUCUGGUAUCCACGCAUCAUAUAUGAUAAAUAAACAUGUAAAUUUUUCAACCAUCAAGUCAUAGGCAAACUGCAAUCUUCAAGACUUUCUGAACAGCACACCUAAGUAAAAUGACCUUGUUCUUGCAGCCCACCUAAUAAACCAUGUCUCAUGUGGCCCCACUUCUGGGAAAAAAAAAAAAAAUAAAAUAAAA